Suillus bovinus is the source of this 1986-nucleotide messenger RNA. RefSeq lists its product as uncharacterized. NCBI's taxonomy places the organism in Eukaryota, Fungi, Basidiomycota, Agaricomycetes, Boletales, Suillaceae. The record is from RefSeq and is a predicted model, not a curated record. The transcript has 5 exons. The coding region runs from base 1 to 1986 and encodes 661 amino acids.
AUGCAUGGACAGGGACGAACUACAAAAAAAAGUGAGCGAGGAGGAACUGAGAGUGGCACAAAAGAGAAGUUGGGAGAAUGGGUGUUGAUUGAUGAAACAAACAAAACCGAGUUACUAGCCUCUGGGGGGCUGGAUGCACCGCUGGCAUCUACAAGUGAAGCUACCGAGAGUGUGCUGCCAUUCGCUGAUGCAGAACUUUUGACGGAUGGGGGAUCGAAGUCAGACGAUGGGGAGGAUAGUAGUGACUUGGACUGCCAGACUUCCUCAGCUGUAGCCUCAGAGGGUCCAUUAACGACAGAACACAUCUUCUCGUCGUUCUUCAAUGUUGUUACUACGGCCCUCCUUGCAUUACAGCCUGAUCUUGCUCUCACACACAACUUAUCACGCACCUGGAGUGCGGCAAAUUCAUCACGCCCAGUACCUGGUGAAGAAAUCCCGUGCAAACCAGAUCUUACCCUACUAGACGAUGUUGAAGCUAGGUGGGAUACAAUCAAAGUGGUAUGCGAGUUGACCUCCAGUGCAUACAAACCUUCGAGCACCCUUGCAAAGACUCUCGAUACCAAAGCAUACCUUCUUCUAAAGCACCAACCCUGGAGAUGGUUUGCGCUGCUGAUAUCCUUGUGCAAUGGGUAUCGUGAUCUUCGUGUCCACCUGUACGACCAUUCUGGGGGUGUUAUCGAGAGCACAUCCUUGCUUGCCAGUACCACUGCUCAGAUUGACUUGGAGACAGAACCUACCGAGUAUAACCCCGCUGAAGAUGACAAUAGCUUCCCAGUGGAGCUCCCAAUAGAGAUCCCUCAGGAUCCUCUUCUCGAACCUCUGCUGGAGCCGAUUGGGAAGAUACGGGUCAUCGACCAUUUUUAUGACAUUUUGGAUAUUAUUUUUUCGAGACAGGGUCUUGUGGGCCGCAGUACUGUUUGCUAUCAUGCAAGGAAGGAUGAUGAGGAGUUUAUAAUAAAAGACUACUGGGCCAUUGGGGGGAAAAAAGAAGCCUUGAAUGAAAUCAGGAUGAUGGAGAAGAUGGAAGGUGUCCGCGGUGUCCCCCAGCUGGUUGAAUAUUGGCUCGUUGAGGUUGCCCCUGGCAAGGUGGAUCAAACAGUGGAAUAUCACUACAAGUCCGUGCGAAGUCUGCAGGUAUGGGAUAUUGUGCAAAUUCAGAAGGAAGUGGUUGAACAACACAAUGUUCUUCACCACGAUUGUAGUCUGUUCAAUGCCAUGAUUGAGGACGAUGGUAACGGCACCCACAGAAUGCUGAUAGAUUGGGAGUUUUCUGUGAGGAUCUUGAAGAAUCAGAGUUACACUGUAGGGGGCACUGGUACAUUACCCUUCAUGUCCCGAGCGCUUCUCCUGCAGCUCCACCUCAAGACUCCAACUGAUGCGCUUGAGCUCAAGGGGGCCUCGAGUUCGAAAUCAUACCCACCCCCCCUAAUCAAGCACUGCUACCAAGACGACCUCGAGUCCAUGUUCUACGUCUUCAUAUGGAUUCUCAUUGAGUUUAGGGGUCCCCUUGGCAUGAAGCGUAUUCUCAACAAGAGCCACAAUUGGAUACUGCAAGAGUGGUCUGCCUUGAAGUUCAAGACGUGCUGCGAUAGUAAAACAUCAUUUUUUUGGCACGAUGAACACUACAUCAAGGAGCUUACUGAACAAAUCCAUCCAUACUUCAAAAGCCUCAUUCCUGUUGUGUUGGAUUGGUACAAGCUCAUGAAAAACCCAAAGAACGUACAUUUCGAUGAUGUGCUUGCGGUGUUGAAUAAUCAUCUUGCAGACCUUCCGAUAAACAAGCCCUCUCCCGAACUCCUGGUUUCAAGGUGGUUGCUCAAGGCGCUCAAGGAAAAGGAUGAGAAAGAGGAGAAGGAGGGCACAAGUGGCGAGGAAAAGAUGUCGCAGUUGGUUGCUGAGACUCUGCCGGGCAACAAGAACAAGCGAGUCAUAGAUUAUCGAUGGACAAUGGAAGCUAUACCCAAGCCAAAGAGGUGCAGGAGAUAG